This is a messenger RNA of Fonsecaea multimorphosa CBS 102226, 1449 nucleotides long. RefSeq lists its product as uncharacterized. The coding region runs from base 1 to 1449 and encodes 482 amino acids. The record is from RefSeq and is a predicted model, not a curated record. Lineage: Eukaryota; Fungi; Ascomycota; Eurotiomycetes; Chaetothyriales; Herpotrichiellaceae. Gene Ontology annotation, biological process: xenobiotic detoxification by transmembrane export across the plasma membrane. Gene Ontology annotation, cellular component: membrane. The transcript is spliced from 3 exons. Gene Ontology annotation, molecular function: antiporter activity; xenobiotic transmembrane transporter activity.
AUGGGCGAACAUAUUGCCGAUGAGCGCUCAUUGCUGCUGUCCCGGACUUCAUCCAUCGCGUCCAAGGAGGAGGAGGAUGUCACCUUCGAUAUUCUACACGACCUGAGUGCUCUUAUCCGGCGGACGAUUCCCAUAUGCCUCUCAUUCGCUUUGCAAAAUCUGGUGCAAGCAAUCAGUGCCUUGAUAGCCGGAAGCCUGGGCUCUUUUGAAUUAGGAGUUACCUCGUUUGGGUUUAUGUUCUUCUCCUGCACGGGCACCAUGACUGCAAUCGGCGGCGCAACGGCACUCGAUACAUUAUGCGGUCAAGCGUUCACCUCAAACUCGGUGGCAGACAAUCCCAAAAUACUAGGGCUCCUCUUGCAGCAGUGCGUGCUUGUCCUUCUCGGAAUCUUUGGCGUGGUGUUCGCGCCCAUCUGGGUAUUUUCGGGCCGCUUCUUCAUCGCCCUGGGCCAGCAGCCAGACUUUGCGUUUGCGACGGGCAAAUUUUUGGUGCUCAUGCUGCCGGCCGGCGUGUUGCAGAUUGUGGCCGAGUCUUUGAAGAAGUUUUUGCAGGUCCAGGGUGAAAGCAAUAUCGUCGGGGUGUCUACGGCAGUCGCCAGCUGCUUGGGCGUCCUAGUCACCUUCGUCCUUGUUCGACUGACGAAGCUGAAGCUCUGGGGUGUUCCUUGCGCCUUUUGCAUCUACCAAUUUGUCACCGUUGUUGCUCUGCUCUGCAUCAUUUUCAGGAAGCCCGCCGUCAGAAAGACCUGGCACGGGUCUAUUGUUGGCAUUCAGAAAGGGAUAUCGCGUUUGAUAUUUUAUGCCGUCACUGGAAUCUUUACAUGUGCAACAGAAUGGUGGAGCUUCGAGAUACUUGCAAUGAUGGCCGCAAGGCUGGACCCCAGCUCUAUUGGGGCGCAGAGCAUAUUGAUGUCUUCCGACCUGCUGCUCACAACGGUAGCACUCGGAAUAAGUGUCGCCUCCAGCCAUCGCAUUGCCGGCUAUCUGGGUGCCGGCAAAGGUCGGGAAGCGAGGAGAGCAAUCGCCACACCAUACCUGCUAUCCUUUAUCAUCGGAGCCAUCGAAUUCGUCGGUAUCAUGCUUGCGAGAAACUCCUAUGGCCGUAUUUUUACCGGCGAUGAAACAGUGAUUGAAAAGACUGCGCAGGUGCUUCCACUGAUGGCCGGGUUUCAAGUCCUGGACCUUUCCAACGGUGGUGCCAGCGGAAUCCUGCGGGGCGCUGGAAAGACUCACAUGGCAGGCGUCUGCAAUUUCGUGGCUUAUUAUGGCGUGGGCCUGACGACGGCGUGGUUCCUAUGCUUUCGCAAGCAGUACGGUGUCUUUGGCUUGUGGGCGGGCAUCAUCACUGGGAGUGGUGCACUUCUUGUCCUGCAAUCCUGCUGCAUCUUGAGCAUACGGUGGAAGCGGCUGGCUAAAGAAGUAUCCAGGUUACAUGACACGUCGGAGUGA